Molecule: messenger RNA, 513 nt
Organism: Annulohypoxylon maeteangense
Lineage: Eukaryota; Fungi; Ascomycota; Sordariomycetes; Xylariales; Hypoxylaceae
Exons: 2
Coding region: 1-513 (170 amino acids)
Source: RefSeq, a predicted model, not a curated record
AUGCAGAUAUUCACUAUUGUUGCGACUGCGCUUCUGCCUUUAUUGGCAGUCGCAGAGACCUCUACGACGACAUCAACUAUGACGAUGACCAAGUACAUCACCAUCCAGAAGGUCGCUACUUCCAGCGUUUUCAGCGUAAACUCGACAACUGUAUUUCCCACCGGCACUAUCUCAGGUUCCGCUGCUAUCGUGACCGCGACUACGACGACUGGCGCUGAUGGCUCCCCUACAACCGUUGCGCCAACUGUCAGCCCCACCAUCGACAACCAGAACAGCGGCGCAAUGCUAGCUCCUGCCGCGUUUGCUGGUUUCGCAGGCAUCGUCUUCGCUGCUAUGAUCGCUGUCUGGCUACAUUACAUGCGACGAUACGAACAAACCACGACGACACAAACAACCGCAACCAACCAUUCUACUUUGAGUGUUUGCGUACCUCAAUGGUCGCAAUUACUCACCAACAAAACCAACCCGCCUCCACCACAAGACUUUUCUCCUCGGCCCCUCCACAGGUGCUGA